CCAUGGCACGCGCCCACAGCGACGAUUUAAUGUCAAAUCACAGAAAGGGACAAAUAAUCUGAUAGAAAGGGAGCCUAAGAUUAGGAGAGUCUUCUCGAGAGAGGCAGGACUGAGUAAGCAGAGAGGAAUCAGCACUCCUGACCAUUAUGGACAGCGAGACAUGAUGGAUGGAACUUCAUGAUGUUGCUUCGACAACCCAACCUCCAUUGACGACAGCUGUUCUACAGUAACGGACGGCUUCCAUCGCUGUACAUGGAGACCGCCAAUUUGGCAGAAACAAAGCCAGGAAGUGAUCUGUGCAAAGUAGGAACCAUCGCCUCGUUUGGGAACGUGGUGUACAGUGAGCUCCUCAACCAACCCUUCUGGCAUUUUGGGAUUCCCUUCAUUACCAGACUGGGUAACCAAGAGGCCCCAGCUCCCCCUGAAGCAAUGGCUCAGCCCUUUCCACCAGCCCAGUACGCUCAUCCCCCACAGAAUGGGAUACCUGCCGAGUACGCCACAGCCCACACUCACCCACCAGCUGACUUCACAGGACCAAACACGGUGGCGGAACACACCCUAACACUGUACACGCCGACACAUACGCAAAGCGAACAGCCUGGGAGUGACAGCAACGCCCCUACCCUCACAGUCAACACGGUAUCGCAGGCCGACGAGAUUGCACAGUCGGAGGGUUCCCAGAUUCUUCAUCUGCAGCCAAAUGACUCCUUAGAGAAACAGCAGCCCAAAAGACUACACGUCUCAAACAUACCGUUUCGUUUCCGGGACCCUGACCUUCGGCAAAUGUUUGGGCAAUUUGGCAAGAUUUUAGACGUGGAGAUUAUUUUUAACGAGCGCGGCUCCAAGGGCUUUGGGUUUGUAACAUUUGAAACAACCGCAGAUGCCGACCGUGCACGAGAGAAACUAAAUGGUACAAUCGUAGAAGGACGCAAAAUAGAGGUUAACAAUGCCACAGCAAGAGUAAUGACCAACAAAAAGGUGGCGAACCCUUAUACAAACGGCUGGAAGCUCAAUCCAGUGGUUGGAGCCAUGUAUGGGCCUGAAUUUUAUGCAGUCACAGGGUUUCCAUACCCCACCACAGGGGCAGCAGUGGCCUAUAGAGGGGCCCAUUUGAGAGGGAGGGGCCGGGCUGUCUUUAACACAUUCCGUGCUGCACCACCUCCCCCUCCUAUCCCUGCCUAUGGCGCUGUGGUCUACCAGGAUGGCUUUUAUGGGGCAGAAAUAUAUGGCGGAUAUGCAUCUUACAGAUAUGCCCAGCCAGCUGCUACUGCUGCAGCUGCGUACAGCGACAGUUAUGGCCGAGUCUAUGCAACAGCAGACCCAUAUCACCAUACAAUUGGUCCUGCAGCAACGUACAGCGUGGGCACUAUGUAAAUAAAUGGAUGUGUACAGAUGGACACCAGAAACCGAAGAGACAAAACAUGGAAACAGAGGGACAUCACACUUGACCAACAAAAACAAAAACAUGGGUGGAUUUGUUCCAGAGUCGUCCUAUCAAGGAAGAAAACGCCCCGAGGGAAAGGAUGGACGGAGGUUUGAUUGUUGGCCUCCUCUGAGGACCAUGUAGUCUACUAUAGGGAGGCAGGCCUGCUGGCUCUGACCCCUGAAAAAACAAGCCUUGCUAAGCGGAAAAGACCAAUUGGACAGAUCACCAUAAAACAUUUUAUUUUUGUAAAAAAAAAAAAAAAUGUUUAUGAUUUACAAAAGGAGCAAAGACAUCUGUCGUCUGAUUGCCUCCUACCACACAACUCACUCACCCAUCGCACCUUUUCCUUAGGCUUGGUGGGUGUGUCAGAUGGGUGCUGGUAGCUGGUCCUGCAGACGUGUCACUAAUCUACACAAGGAGUCGCUUUCUUACAGCAGCAGACUAGUCCACUAACGUCCCCCACAAAAAUACUCUGGUCUGUACAAAUGGAGUUGGGAGGCUGGUGUCUGCUGGGUUUCAACCAAACAUGUCACUGUAGUGUUGUGGUGGAGGUGGCCGUGCUGUGUA
Nerophis lumbriciformis (worm pipefish) is the source of this 1993-nucleotide messenger RNA. It is a transcript of the gene rbfox3a, whose product is annotated as RNA binding fox-1 homolog 3a. Lineage: Eukaryota; Metazoa; Chordata; Actinopteri; Syngnathiformes; Syngnathidae. Gene Ontology annotation, biological process: regulation of alternative mRNA splicing, via spliceosome; nervous system development. Gene Ontology annotation, cellular component: nucleus; cytoplasm. The record is from RefSeq and is a predicted model, not a curated record. Gene Ontology annotation, molecular function: mRNA binding.